Molecule: messenger RNA, 2492 nt
Organism: Sphaeramia orbicularis (orbiculate cardinalfish)
Lineage: Eukaryota; Metazoa; Chordata; Actinopteri; Kurtiformes; Apogonidae
Gene: slc2a15b
Product: solute carrier family 2 member 15b
Exons: 12
Coding region: 86-1627 (513 amino acids)
Biological process (GO): dehydroascorbic acid transport
Cellular component (GO): plasma membrane
Molecular function (GO): D-glucose transmembrane transporter activity
Source: RefSeq, a predicted model, not a curated record
GAGAGUUGAGAAAAGUUGUGCUGAUGAGCUGUUUGUCAUCUGAAACGAGUAGAUCAUACAAGGAGAGUUAAUAUUGACGAGUUAAAUGGCGGAGGAACUGUUGGUAGGAGAACACCAUGCGAAAAUCUCUGCGCAUCUCACAAAGUCGCUACUGGCGGUGGCUCUUCUGUCCUCAUUUGGGAGCUCCAUGUUGUAUGGCUACAACUUGGCAGUCGUCAACUCUCCAGCACAGUAUAUCAAAGACUUCUACAAUGAGACUUUUGUCGACGGUUAUGACUGGACUCCAGAUGAAGAAUUCCUCACCGUCUUAUACUCUCUCACUGUGUCCAUCUUUGCCAUUGGUGGGAUGACCGGAGCUCUGCUGGUUGGCAGGCUUGUAACCAGAUAUGGAAGGAAAGGGACACUGGUGAGAGCUGCAGGGCUGGUAUUUAUAGGUGGAGCUCUGAUGGGCUUCAGCAGGUCAUGCAGGAUGCCCACAAUGGUCAUCGCAGGCCGCUUCAUCACUGGAGUCCACUCAGGCAUCUCUCUCAGUGUGGUUCCGAUGUACCUCGGUGAGAUUGCCCCCAAGAACCUGCGAGGUUUCCUGGGCCUCGUCCCCAGUAUCCACAUCUGUCUCGGGGUCUUCAUUGCUCAGGUCCUGGGGCUUGGGGAGCUCCUGGGAAAGGAGGAACACUGGCCCUUGCUCCUCUCCAUUGUGGUGUUUCCUACGAUGAUCCAGCUAAUGCUGUUGCCAUGGUUUCCAGAGAGUCCCCGAUAUCUGUUGAUAGAGAAGGGGAAUGUGCAUGCAACUAUUGCAGCCCUGAAGUGGUAUCGUACUAAAGGAAACAUCCAGGCUGAGGUUGAGGAGAUGCAGGAGGAGCAGCGUUCUCUAUCUUCUGUCCAGACCAUCUCUGUCAAAGGCCUGCUCAUGGACCGCUGUGUUCGCUGGCAGGUCAUCACCAUUGUGGUGGUCAACAUCGGUAUGCAGCUGUCUGGUAUCGACGCGAUCUGGUUCUAUACAAAUGACAUUUUCAAGAACGCAGGAAUCCCAGAGCCUCAUAUCCAGUACACGACAGUGGGAACAGGAGCUAUUGAGGUCAUCUCUGGAAUGAUGGGGUGUUUUACUAUUGAGCGUGUUGGCAGAAGGCCUCUGAUGAUCGGCGGCUUCCUUUUCAUGGGAUUGUGCUGCGCUGGGAUCACCGUGACUGUCAUGUUACAGGCUCAGCUGUCCUUCAUGCGUUACAUCAGUGUGGGUUGUGUUGUUGGAAUCAUCGCUGGCUUCUGCAUAGGUCCAGCCGGCGUGCCCUUCCUCAUCACCGCAGAGCUGUUUAAGCAGUCGCACAGACCAGCCGCCUACACCGUGGCCGGGUGCCUGAACUGGUUGUCCAAUUUCACAAUCGGAUUCCUCUUCCCAUUCCUAGAGAUAACGAUGGGACCUUACUGUUACCUGAUCUUCUGUGCGAUCUGCUUGGGAGUGGCCCUCUACACUACAUUUGUCAUUCCUGAGACGAGGAACAAAACCUUUAUGGAGAUCAGUCAGAUGUUUGCUGCCAAGAACCACAUCCUUGAAGAGGAAUUAAUAUCUAAUGGUCAUCUGAAAAUGUCCAUGAUGAACGGCUACGGGGCGAUGGAAGAUGAAAUCAAAUGAGGACCUUACCUACCAGGAUUGAGGAGGUGGACCUUGGUGCAUAUGACGGCUUCAUCCUCAGUGUUCCUUCUCAAUUUGUGAUGACUAAAGUAACUACAGAUGAAAGGUUGGAGGUGUGAUUGGAGGAAAUCUGCUGCUUUCUGUUUCAGUACAAACAUUCCUCCUGUCAGUGUAGCUUUUGUGCGGCGUAUAACGCAGAAGUCACACAGUCAUGCAUUUCAAAUCAGCCAUUAGUGACAUUUUAAUCAGUUUUUCUGCGUCUUACAGCAUUUUACAGGAGCUCAAUUGGCGCCUCUCAUUGCUCUCAGAAGUUUUAAUCUCCGCAUCAGCGUCACUUUUUUCAGGUCCCAUGAUCACUUUAUUGUUCAUAUUCACUGCUGAUUGCCUUGUCUUUGUUGUUCAGCAUGGAGUAAAUGUUGCGUAUUUAUUUACUGUAAUAACACCUCAGAGACGCUUAGAUACUUCCAUCAGUAGGAACAUAUGAAAGCCAUUUCUCUGAUAUUUCACUCAGUAAUUAAAGGUCACGAGAUUUUGUAUGAAUAAUACAUUACUUAUUGUUAAUGUUUGUUUACACUGUUAAGCUCAAGGCCAAAGUCUUGACUGGAAACUUAAGCUCAUGUUUUGGUGUGUUCCGUCUUGUGAUUUUUUUGUCUCUUUUUACUCAAGAGAGCUGAAAAUUGUGGCUACUGUAGUAGUCAUCUCAUACAUCUGGUCUGAAUGUAUGCACAUGUAUGUAAAGCUUGUGAAGACAGUGUUAAUUUAUCAAAGCAUCACACUGAAGUAGUUGUAUAAGUUGUUAACGGCAGUAUGUUUUACAUGACCUCUUUGUAUAAAUAUGCAGCGUCGUCAGUGACCACAAGAAAUA